AUGAAGCUGCAAAAGGUCCUUAACUUGGACUUUUCUAUUUCGACGAUUGCAGUCAAAGACAAUGUCGCGUAUAUCGGCAGCAGUCAUGGCCAUUUUGCGGUGCUGGACGUCGAAGCUGUGUUGGAUGCCCAACCACCAUCCGCCUGCAUCAAAGACACUACCUUUUUGUCUGAAGGCCAGCUUGCUAUGGGAUUCCUCGCAGACAACUUUGUCACAAUCGACUCACAACAGUCCAUCGAUAUCUGGAGCUCAGACCAUGUGCCUGGCAAGGAUAGUAAGGCCAUGGCUAGCAUUCCUAUCCCUGGGCACGGACAGCCCGUGACAGGCAUCCAGGUUCUACAACGACCCAACCACUUGGAUGCCUCGUUUCUCACAUGGACUGUCGGCGGAAAUGUAACCUUCUGGACACUGGAGGGCCAGGUCAAGGCCUCAAUUGAUGUGCCUAUCGGAAUGACCGAACCCGAAAAUGAGAUGGACCCGGUCAAUCAGCUCACGUGCGCCCAAACGACAAACGAUGGCAAGCUGCUCAUUUCUGCUGAUCGCAUGGGCGUUUUGCGAAUGACGGACAUUGCAACCAAGGAGCCUGUAUUGGACAUCAAGGCACACACAGCUGACUGCCGUUCUGUCAGUGUGUACGAUAAUGAUGGUAAAUUCCUGAUGGCAUCAUGCGGACGAGAUCGAACUGCACAGCUCUUUCAUCGAACCGCAGAUGGAUCAAUUGAACACUUCCAGACACUAGAGUUCGCUGCCAAGGUCGUCCAAGUCAUGGUCCCGUCUGAGGACAAAGUUUUGACCUGCUCCUUUGAUCGAACACUCCAAAUUCACGACAUCAUCACCAAAGAGGGCGACCCAGACUCUAUCGCUGCUAUCCCCUCAAGGGUCAUUUCACUCAAGGCUUCGCCAAGCUCAAUGGUUCUGGGCAUGGGCCAAAGAACCGUCUUCGUUUCCAUGCUAGACCGGACGAUUUGUCAAUUUGAUCUCAACACGGGACGUAAGAUUUCGUGUUUCAAAUGCCAAGAUGAGACUCGAGGAGAGUCUGUUGUACUUGACUCGUUGUGUUUUGGGCAAUGGCUCCCUAAAGAUCAAGAUUUUCUCCUCGGAACUUCCAACACGGAUAAGUCUAUCCGCUUAUACGAUGCCCAGACAGGCGGCUUUUUGGACAGAGAAUGGGGUCACACUGAAGCCAUCAAUGGCGUGUGCUUGAUCGAAAAUGAUGACGGAAGUCGCAAGGUUGUGAGUGUUGCAUCAGACGGCACAAUGAUGAUCUGGUGUCUGGAUCUGGAUGACCCUGUGCCUGGCACAACAAGCAGGGAGCCAUCACCUGCAAAGGAUUCAGUAUCAGCACGGCCACCGCUUCGCAGGGUCCUGUCAAAAGCUGAGCUGGCCGAAUUUCAGCGACCUUCACCAACUUCUGGUCGAAAGUCUCCUGCAUCAGGUCGGAAAUCACCCCCGCGAACCCUCCAACGACGUACUUCUCGUUUCAACCUUGCUGCCAGUGUAAGAACACCCACACAAGCAGCUCCAGUUAGCCCCACCAGCACGUUGGCAGAUGAUACGCCGUCACGACGGCCUUCGGGCGACGUACGGGCUACUUCCCCAGUAUCCCCGAAAGCCAAAGUUAAGAGACGGCUUUCUAUUUCCCAAGGCGUCCGCAAGAAAACAUCCUCGUCAAACCUGCGUGGCUUCGGCUCAUUAAAUAUGGCAACUGAACAAACCUGUCGCCAGCUACGGUCAUAUAGGAAGAAGCUCGCCUCUUCAGAUCCCAUCAGCCAAGAGAACUUGACUGAACUAGACCAGGAGUUGCGGAUGACAGCAGCAGCUCUUGGCGACCGGGCUAUUCGAAGCAGGGCUAUGAACGAGACGGCCCUUAGUGGCCUUUUAGAUCAGUACUCAGAGAGACUGAUCACAUUACUAGACGAAAAGCUGCGUCUUAGUUACCAGCAAAGGUCUCCAACUGAAAAGGAUGGAGACAGUCAGGAUGACGAGACCCAACGUAGUGUGGAUGGGUCCUCUAGUUCGCUUUCGUCAUAA
Fusarium graminearum PH-1 is the source of this 2031-nucleotide messenger RNA. RefSeq lists its product as uncharacterized. Bases 1 to 2031 code for a protein of 676 amino acids. The record is from RefSeq and is a predicted model, not a curated record. Gene Ontology annotation, biological process: regulation of mitotic cell cycle; mitotic spindle organization. NCBI's taxonomy places the organism in Eukaryota, Fungi, Ascomycota, Sordariomycetes, Hypocreales, Nectriaceae. Gene Ontology annotation, molecular function: protein binding. The transcript has a single exon. Gene Ontology annotation, cellular component: mitotic spindle.